AUGGAUUUGUACAGUUAUCCUUGGCCGGAAAAUGGGAGGUUGGAACAAAUACUUAAUCAGUUUUUCUCGAAAAGCCUGCACAUGAUAUUGGAUUCGAGGGUGCCUGCCAUCCGGCCGUCUGGUCGCUAUGGGGAAGUAAAAAAGAGUGAUAAAUGGUUCAAUUUGGUAUUAGGAGAUCGUCCUUCAGCCAUGGAAAACUUGAGUUUUUGGAAUCGAAGUUUCAUGGAACCCAUGGUUAUUGAUAUUAUACUCGUUCAAGAAUUGCCAAAGUCUUCACCGGAGCAUAAUUCAAGUAUUUCUAUAGGCUCAGACAUGGUAAAAGAGACGGCCAUAGAGAGGUGGGUUGUUCAGCACGAGCAUCAAAAGGCAGUAGCUUAUCCAAUUAGUGAAGCUUCUUACAAGAAGACAUACAAGAAAUCAAUAUUACUCUUAUGCUCCGUUUAUUCAAUGUUGAGACUCCUUCCAGCAUAUAAGGCUUUUCGUAGACGAGGUUCGAGUCAGAAUUGUGAUUUUGAUAUCAAUUACAAGGUCUGCACAUAUGCUGUUCCAUUUCCAAGGGAGGAGGACAAGCUGAUGAAGAGACAUAAUUUCAUUCCCAUUGACACCCAACAAGGCACCCUUUCUAUAUCUUUGAUGUAUCGUCAAAAUCUGUCUGAUUUCAACCUGGAUGCUUUUUUAUCUUUUCCCUCAGAGAUCAUUACAGAUUAUGUUGGGAGCCCACUUACCGAGCCUAUCAGACCAUUCCCUGCUACUUUAUCUGAGAAGGAUUUUUGUGCUACAUCCUUCCCCGUGAGAGGGAGUCAACCGACUUCAUCCGCAUUUCAACGUCGACAUAGCUGGACAAGUGGGAUCCAUGGGGACGCUUCUUCACAAAAGAAUCAACCAUCUAGUGAAUCUCCACCUCUAUACUGGUCACCAUACGAGUUUUCGUCAUCACUUACUGACGUAUACGGUAAUAGGAUUCAAAACCAAAGAUCACCCACUUAUGAGAAAGCAGAACUAGAUGAUUUACUUUCUCCUCCUUUUUCACCUUCGCCUUCUCCUUCUCCUUCUCCUUCCCCAUCUCCUCCUACAUACCUUUCCAGUGGGAACCCUGUGCAUAGUCGUAUGCAUUCAGAAACUUCUCCCAUGAGUAUUCCAUACCCGAUGAUGGGAAAAAAUCCAAGAUAUCUUUCUCCUAAUCUUUCAGACCCAAACAGGCAUCCUCUUCCGCCUCUAUCUCCUAGGAGCAUAAAAAAUGACCCUUCAUCCCAGGAGUCCUCAUCUGGAAUUAGGUCAAUGAGGAAAUCAGAUUCACUGAAGGCUGGAGAGCCUAGUCCUUUGCUAACAAACCUCGGUCCACGAGUGUCAAGAGAUAGCAAAGAGGAUUCUGGACGGUUCUCAGGUCCUUCGUCAAGUAGUUCUCCACGUGUUGGAUUCUCGAGAAGCUCCAGCAGAUUUUCUUUCCAGGAUGAAUUUGGCGAUGGUGAAUUUACCUAUCCAUUUAUUGUUGAUGAUGUCGACCCUCCUUUUUUCCAAGCCAGCCUGAAUUUCGAUGGAAAAAAAAAGUCAGAAGAUUCGUCCCAAGCAUCCUUUACUGCCAAAAGUUCUCAAGAUGCAGCUGUUGGGGUCCUUGUUCACAUGCUAAGAACAGCUCCUCCUCUGAGCUCAAAUUCUAGUUGUUAUAUCGGUCAAUCCUCUAAGCCAGAAGUCGUGAGAGAAAUUGGAGUAGCUUCUGAAUUUUUCAAGCCUCGAAAUACAACUGAUGCACUCGAGGAACUCAAGGCUUACAAAGAAAUGAAAGAUCUUAUUCUUUCCAAUGGUGAAGCUCGGAUUUCUGUCAAAGAAAAAGAUUAG
Molecule: messenger RNA, 1836 nt
Organism: Fraxinus pennsylvanica
Lineage: Eukaryota; Viridiplantae; Streptophyta; Magnoliopsida; Lamiales; Oleaceae
Source: the annotation of a GenBank genome assembly